GGAUUUUGGAGAGAGUGAAAGACAUUUAGCACGAUUGGAUCGCAGGUCAACUGCGUCCUCUUCGUCCGAUGAGCAGAUGAGUUUUGACAACAGUUCUCUCGCAUUGGGUUUGCCUCGGGUGCGCGCUCAAGGGGGAUGGAGCGCGCACAACAGGCCUGGAUCAAGUUACAGUCCCAGACUUUUCAAGGCGAGAUUUUUUUUUCUCUCCAUCAGAGAAGUGGGGGAUGGUGAGUGCACUCUCAAUUUGGUUUCCUUCAACUUUGUUCUUUAGAGAAAACCUCUGUAGAGUUUAAUUGUGCGUUGGACGUUUUUAACAACUUUCCGCGAAGCUUCUGUACGAUGAAGAGCUUUUCAAUAGUAUGUGGGCCAGAAAAGAGACAUAAAAAACUUUGGAAUCGGACGAAAAGACGUUUCUUUUGAUGGAGAAAAAAAAAAGUGCCAUCACGGAUCUAGGAAAUAUCCGCAUUUUGGUUACUUUCCAGUGCAAUUUGGUUUUUGCGUGAAACCUUUGCGCGCAUAACUCACGAGUGGAGAAAGUUUAUUUGGAAACAUUUGAUGAAACAUCGUUACAUUGUCGCGUCCCCAAGAUGUCCUCCAAGCGCAUCUGCUCCAUUGUUGGAUGUUUUUGGAUGCUUUGGAUCUGUGCAGCCACCUCUACGGUCGCUCGGGCGGUCAUCUUGCACACAAAUGAAACGGUGUUCAACGACUUCUGUAAGAAAACGACGACUUGCGAAGUGUUGAAAUACAAUACGUGUCUGGGGUCACCUUUGCCUUACACGCACACGUCUCUGAUUCUGGCUGAAGAUUCAGAAACUCAGGAGGAAGCUUUGGAUAAACUGGCCAUGUGGUCUGGGCUGAGAAAUGCUCCUCGCUGUUGGGCGGUCAUUCAGCCACUGCUGUGUGCCAUUUACAUGCCAAAGUGUGAGAAUGGAAAGGUGGAACUGCCCAGCCAACACCUGUGCCAAGCUACACGCAAACCUUGCAGUAUUGUUGAGCAGGAGAGGGGCUGGCCCAGCUUCCUCAAGUGUGAAAAUAAGGACAAUUUCCCUAAAGGAUGCCAGAACGAGGUCCAGAAGAUCAAGUUCAAUACAUCAGGACAGUGUGAGGCUCCUUUGGUCAAAACCGAUAUCCAGGCAAGCUGGUACAAGGAUGUGGAAGGCUGUGGGAUACAGUGCAACAAUCCCUUGUUUACAGAGGAUGAGCACUCUGACAUGCACAGCUACAUCGCCAUCUUUGGCUCCCUCACUCUCCUCUGUACCUUCUUCACACUGGCCACAUUUCUUGCAGACUGGAAGAAUUCUAAUCGUUACCCUGCUGUCAUCCUGUUUUAUGUCAACGCAUGCUUCUUUAUUGGAAGUAUUGGAUGGCUCGCUCAGUUCAUGGAUGGAGCCCGCAAGGAGAUCGUGUGCAAAAGUGACGACACCAUGCGGCUUGGAGAGCCAUCGUCUACUGAGACACUAUCAUGUGUGAUUAUCUUCGUCCUUGUGUAUUACUCUCUUAUGUCUGGGGUCAUUUGGUUUGUUAUGCUCACCUAUGCCUGGCACACAUCAUUCAAAGCCCUGGGCACCACCCACCAGCCUCUGUCUGGAAAAACCUCUUAUUUCCACCUGGUCACAUGGUCCAUUCCUUUCAUACUGACAGUUGCCAUACUGGCCAUUGCGGAGGUGGAUGGCGAUUCUGUUAGUGGCAUUUGCUUUGUCGGCUAUAAGAACUACAGAUAUCGUGCAGGGUUUGUUCUGGCUCCCAUCGGGGUGGUCCUUGUCAUAGGCGGGUAUUUCCUGAUACGAGGGGUCAUGACAUUGUUUUCCAUUAAGAGUAAUCAUCCGGGCCUACUUAGUGAAAAAGCUGCCAGUAAAAUCAACGAGACCAUGCUGAGGCUUGGUAUAUUUGGAUUCUUGGCCUUUGGUUUUGUUUUAAUUACUUUUGGCUGCCAUUUCUAUGACUUUUUUAAUCAAGCCGAGUGGGAGAAAAGCUUCAGGGAAUAUGUACUAUGUGAGGCUAACGUCACCAUAGCUCAUCAGACCAACAAGCCAAUCCCAGAGUGUGCCAUCAAGAACAGGCCCAGUCUGCUGGUGGAGAAGAUCAACCUUUUCUCAAUGUUCGGCACGGGCAUUGCAAUGAGCACAUGGGUUUGGACGAAGGCCACCAUCCUCAUCUGGAAACGCACGUGGUGCAGAAUCGUUGGACGUAGUGAUGAUGAGCCGAAACGCAUCAAAAAGAGUAAAAUGAUCGCCAAGGCAUUCUCAAAGAGAAAAGAACUGCAGAAAGAUCCAGAGAAAGAGCUGUCCUUCAGCAUGCACACUGUCUCUCAUGAGGGACCUGUGGCGGGUAUUAACUUUGACCUGAAUGAGCCAUCCAUGGAAAUGUCUUCUGCAUGGGCUCAACAUGUGACUAAGAUGGUGGCUAGAAGAGGGGCAAUCUUACCGCAAGACAUCUCAGUGACGCCCACUGGAACACCUGUUCCACAACCAGAGGAGAGGAACAGGCUCUGGAUGGUUGAAGCAGAAAUUUCCCCUGAAAUGAUGAAAAGAAAGAAGAAGAAGAAAAAGAGAAAGAAGGAGGCACAUCCAAUGGGACCAACAGUGGAUGAAGGGAAUCAUUCCUACCCUCGCAGGGAGUUUGGCACCAGUGCAGUGCCACGCCUCCCAAAGCUGCCCGGUCACCGGAGUCUGGUGGCUAACCUGUGGGAACAGCAGCAACAACACCAUGAAGAACAGCACGUGCUCCCUGGGGCCUAUCCAGAAUUCUGGCCUUCCUGUCCGCUUCCCUACCAGGAGAGGAGGUACGGUGGGCUAGGAUACCUUCCCUCCAACUCGUGCAAUAAACCCUCUAGUCUCCCGGUUGCCAAUCCCCUGAUGCUAAGGGACAGCAUGCAACAUGACUCAAGUGGCUUCCAACAAUCAUCAUGGCAACCAAAUGGGGUUUUCCGCCACCUUGAGCAGGAGUCUUGUGUGAUGGAUGGUGGUAGGACUGCCAUUGUGCCACAAGCGGAUGGCAGGAGGGGUGUACCAAUACACUCCAGAACCAAUCUUAUGGAGGCUGAGUUAAUGGAUGCAGACUCUGAUUUUUAAGCCCUUGGAGUUGUUGGUGCUCAUUUUGCAAAAGCAAAAGUCUGCCUUGAUGGAUUAUAACUGUGCUGGCUCCACUUUUAAGUAUAUUGCUUUUUCAUGCACUCCUCAUGAUAUUAUGGAACACAGACCAUGAAUUGCAAUCAGUUAUGAUUUGACUUUAUUAAAAAGCCAGACAUUUAUGUGUUCAAAACAUUGGCAACUUGGGGCUUUCAUGCCAUGUAUGAUUCUGCAAUGUUCCGUGGUGCUAAUUUCUUUUGUUUGCUAGCUGGGCUACUAUGACAUCAUUUUAACAACUUGUAUUGUUUUGAAACAGGUUAGUGUGUCAUGGGGCCACACGAUUUCUGAUCUUGUCUUAAAGGUGAAGUGUGUAAUUUCUGCAGCACUAUAGCCCCAGGGUACUCCAGCACUCUUGCCAUCUAUCAUUGGUCGAAAAACAGAUCGUCCCGUUACAAACUCAUGCCAUUGGUUGAGCCAAUGUUGCUGUGCUGGGCUGGUCGGGAUGCUCAAACAAACAGCAAUGUUUUGAAAGCACCACAGAGCCACAGUGUUUACACUUUUCAUGAAUAUGAAUCUAUGAAUGGCUUAUUUACAAUCUCUGCAUAUGAAGCUGGGAUUGGAUAAAAUAUUUUAACAUAAUACACAUCCCCACAGUGAAAAAGUAAUGUGUAUCAUCUGUUGUUUGGAUAAUGGUUUGGAGAAUAGUCAUCUGUAGACUGACUUCAUAUCUUUACUGGACCUGUUUGAAACCCUCCUACUGUUGGACCUUGGCAACACUUCUAUAGACCUAAAGAAAAGGAACUGACAGAAGUGGUGGUACUUUGGAAAAAAAGAAAAUUAUUUUUACUUCAAAUCUUUUUGUUUUGGAAAAAUUGCCUGGUGCAAUCACAAACAAGUCCACCUCUCAUUCAAAGAAUAAGAGAAUGUAAAGGGCAUUGUUCUUGUUCAUUUAAAAAUAUGAAAGAUUUCCAUUGACAGUUAUUUCUGUACAGUGCUAUUAUAAAAUACUAUUUUUGUACUUUAGAUUGUUUGUUCCACCAGUCUUUUAUAUUAUAAUAUGUCAUAAUGUACAUACUUUAGAUAACAUAUUUUUGUUUCUUACACCCUUUGGAGUGAUGUUUGGUUUUUGCAAGCUUUGCCUCAUACAUAUAUGGAGAUGUCAAAAGGAUUUGUUUCUUGCUGUGCAUUUUGUUAAAUGUUAAGCUCAUUUACACUUUAUAUUAUUUUUACUUUUCAGUUUUGCUUUGGUCUUUGUUAUUAUCAGUGGCAUUAUUAACAAAAUGGCAUCUGUGCAGCAUUUUAAAGACAAAUUGAAGCUGCCCUUCAAGAAUGUAUUUUAAGUGUUUAAUGAAGAUGUUUAUGCUGUGUGACUGUGACAAAUAGUUGUUGUUGUUUUUUUUAACAUAACUGUUGCUAUUCCCUUGUGAGAGUGAGUAUUUCUUCAUCAAAUUGUAUUCUAUUAGUAACUGCACAAAACAUUUUCAUUUAAAGGAAUUGUAUUCCCUCUUUUGUCAUUAUUUUCACAUGUGUUUGUAAUCUUGCUGUUUUCAUGCCUAUCAGUCUCAGACCAUUGUGUAUAUUUUAGUAUUGAUAAACCACCAUGAAUGAAUACAUUGUAUUGAAAUUCAAGUAAAUGAAAAGGAUUCAAAUGAUAAAAUGUUAAAAGUUACAAGGCCAUUUUCAUCAUACAAAGGAGAUGGUACAUUACCCCACAUAACAUCAGACUAUAUUGGGUUUAAAGGUCCAUUCAGUAACUUUUGUCUGUGUCAUCUUGGACUUACACUGACACCUAGAGGCUUGGAUGCAGCAUCAUUUAAAAUCAAUAGUUUUCAGUGUAAGAUGACAUUGUAGAAAUGUAGUAUUCACAGUCAGCCAUGAUUACUGUAAUCAAUGAGUGAAAGUGUCAAAUAACAGGACGGUUACUGAGAGUAAGCGAGUUGUAUUCGGCUGGUCAUGUGAUUCUAACAUGGCAGCCCCCAUGAGGGGACCCUCUCCAUGUUGAAUAAAUCAGCUUUUAUAAGGUUA
Myxocyprinus asiaticus (Chinese sucker) is the source of this 5093-nucleotide messenger RNA. RefSeq names its product smoothened homolog. Gene Ontology annotation, cellular component: cilium; plasma membrane; dendrite. Gene Ontology annotation, biological process: smoothened signaling pathway; central nervous system development; commissural neuron axon guidance. The record is from RefSeq and is a predicted model, not a curated record. Gene Ontology annotation, molecular function: transmembrane signaling receptor activity; patched binding. The coding region runs from base 588 to 3071 and encodes 827 amino acids. The transcript has 12 exons. NCBI's taxonomy places the organism in Eukaryota, Metazoa, Chordata, Actinopteri, Cypriniformes, Catostomidae.